AUGUCUGAACCAUGGCUGAUGGUGCUGGUGGUGUUAGUGGCACAGGUUCCCAGUGCUAUGAAUGAUGGGCCGGGUGGAUGGGGGUCAGGUCCUCCUGCCCCGAGGGAGACGGGGAAACACCAGGCAGAGGGAAAGAUAGACUCCAUAUGGUGACAUCAGCGCCCAGGGUCAAAUGACCAGAUGUAUUAGCCUCUACCCUGUGGGGCCACAGUGGUGAAAUUACCUACCUAAAGAGCUCCCCCUAGAGGUCAAGGAAAUGAACUCUGGGGGGGGGGGGGGGGGGGGGGGACACAGCAAAUGUCAGGAGAAUAGAUACCAAGGGAAUAUUUUACAACCCAAGCACAGAGACUGCUUUUAGCUAUGAUUGUUGACUCAUAGGUUUUCAAUGGAAAACAAUGUCAGACUUUCAACUCCCUCCAAAGAUUUUCUAUGGGGUUGAGAUCUGGAGACUGGCUAGGCCACUCCAGGACCUUGAAAUGCUUCUUACGAAGCCACUCCUUCGUUGCCCGGGCGGUGUGUUUGGGAUCAUUGUCAUGCUGAAAGACCCAGCCAUGUUUCAUCUUCAAUGCCCUUGAUGAUGGAAGGAGGUUUUCACUCAAAACCUCACGAUACAUGGCCCCAUUCAUUCUUUCCUUUACACGGAUCAGUCGUCCUGGUCCCUUUGCAGAAAAACAGCCCCAAAGCAUGAUGUUUCCACCCCCAUGCUUCACAGUAGGUAUGGUGUUCUUUGGAUGCAACUAAGCAGUCUUUGUCCUCCAAACACGACGAGUUGAGUUUUUACCAAAAAGUUAUAUUUUGGUUUCAUCUGACCAUAUGACAUUCUCCAAAUCCUCUUCUGGAUCAUCCAAAUGCACUCUAGCAAACUUCAGACGGGCCUGGACAUGUACUGGCUUAAGCAGGGGGACACGUCUGAUACUGCAGGAUUUGAGUCCCUGGUGGCGUAGUGUGUUACUGAUGGUAGGCUUUGUUACUUUGGUCCCAGCUCUCUGCAGGUCAUUCACUAGGUCCCCCCGUGUGGUUCUGGGAUUUUUGCUCACCGUUCUUGUGAUCAUUUUGACCCCACGGGGUGAGAUCUUGCGUGGAGCCCCAGAUCGAGGGAGAUUAUCAGUGGUCUUGUAUGUCUUCCAUUUCCUAAUAAUUGCUCCCACAGUUGUUUUCUUCAAACCAAGCUGCUUACCUAUUGCAGAUUCAGUCUUCCCAGCCUGGUGCAGGUCUACAAUUUUGUUUCUGGUGUCCUUUGACAGCUCUUUGGUCUUGGCCAUAGUGGAGUUUGGAGUGUGACUGUUUGAGGUUGUGGACAGGUGUCUUUUAUACUGAAAACAAGUUCAAACAGGUGCCAUUAAUACAGGUAACGAGUGGAGGACAGAGGAGCCUCUUAAAGAAGAAGUUACAGGUCUGUGAGAUUAUGUGAGAGAGUGCAGUUGAACCUUGUAAUGUUUGCUCCGAUGACCAUUUAGUUCGUAUUUAGUCAUUUGUUAUAGUCCCAUUGUGUGGCUCGGGACAGGUCAGCAGUUUCAUGUGGUCUGGGCAGGGAAAGUGUCUCCUUUUUUCUCCCAUUGUUAUAAAACCAUUGGAAUCUGACCUUGCUCUGACCCCACUGUAAUCAUGUGUUAUAGAAAACACCAGGAAGGCUUUCUGCCUCUCUCCCUCCUCCCCUCCUCCUCUCCUCCUCUGAACCAGGGUGCAAACCAUUCAUUACCCGUGUUUGGUCACCAGAGAGAAAGAGAGGGGGAGAAAGAGGAGCAAAGAUAGGAUGAGAGGAGUAAAAAGAAAGAUUAUCGUAAUGGAAGUGCUUUGUUAAGAGUGCUUGGCCCUGAAUCAUACAUGAGCCUGUCUAAGUGGCUGUGAGUAAUUCAGCCAAUCAAGCGUCAUUAAUCCCAAAGACGAAUAGAGGUAGGAUUUGGGUGUCUUCAUUUUUAAACUUUAUUGGCUCAUCGCGUCACAUGAACAAAUGAACACAAGAACAACUGAAUUAACAAAUGAAGGUGUUGAUUUCUUAAUGAUGCUGUCAUCAGUUUUACAGCUAGAUUAUGUUAAUUAUCUUGUCGUCAGUUUUAAAGCUAGAGUUAUUUAUUUCCUUGUCUGCCACAUUUAUGUUCAUUGUAAGAGACUUUGAACGUAUCCUCAUUCGUCAUUGUUUUUGUGCAAACUCACAAAAGAACUCUGAGAAAACGCUGAUUUCCCAGUUGAGCUCCGUCUGUGAGUUGUCAAGCAUUACUCUAGCCUGAAGACAUUCACAAAAAUAUUGAAAACUCACACUUGAGGUGCUAAUGAGCUUCAGACUGAGACAUAUGUCUAGGCAUUAUGGUUCAAGAUUAUGGCUCAAUGUGGAUCGAUAUGAGGUACUAUCACUCUCAGUGUAUCUGUGGUGAACAUACUCUCUAGGAGGGCCAGAGUAAUCCUCUCUGCUGUCCCUGUUAGCUCAUCUGACAUAAAUCCUCCGCUCGUCAUGUUCAGAAAGGUGACCACUCCUCACCUCUCGGUCAGACGAAAAUCUGGCUAUCCCAGAGUGCCGCUGGCUGAGGAAGUGAUACUUACUGGUGGCUCCUGGGGUUUGGUCGCCCUCUGUCAGUUAUGGUAUAAUAAUAAUAUAAUAUGCCAUUUAGCAGAUGCUUUUAUCCAAAGCGACUUACAGUCAUGUGUGCAUACAUUUUUACGUAUGGGUGGUCCCGGGGAUCGAACCCACUACCCUGGCAUUACAAGCGCCAUGCCCUACCAAUUGAGCUACAGAAACUGAAACUGUGGCUGAUGGAAGCCCUGCUGUGUCUGCCUGGAGCCACAGCACUCAGCUGGAGCAUGAGAAAAGUGGGCCUUUGAGAGAGAAAACAAGGCUUCAGUUUCAUGUUUGACCAGGCUAUAACUAGGGAGAAAAAUAUGAGAAUAUAGCUGACGAAUCACACAGGUUGACACACUCUCACACACAAUAUAGGACACACAUGGAAUGCACACACACAGACACACAGACACACACACAGCCACACACCCACACACACUCCUCUGUGGCCCUCCAAACCCAGUAGUACAGUCACUAAUCCUGCAGCACAUUUGCAAUCCGUAUAAUGACAACCUGAUACCCCCAGCAGGACCCAGCCAACACACACCACCCUUUAUACGCCUCUUAAAGCCUGGAAAUGUACGUGUCAGUGGGAACAGCUGCACUGCCGUCCAACGCAGGCUCCUCUCUCACCUGACCCUGAAUCAGUUCUGAGUGCUCCUCUACCCCUGGAAAGGUUGUUAGGUGGGUGUAACAUCUGCUUCUUGGCCUGUGAGUCUCAGUCCUUACUUGAGAAACCUCCCACAGAGCCAGAGUGAGUUCACCCGUAUCGGAUCAUCAGUGCUCAGCAUGCACAGACACGGUCCCCUGCCUGUUCCCCCGGCCCCAGUGUGUCAAUGAACAGAGGUGGAGUAUUGAAGACAUCCGCAGUAUGUCAGUGAUACUGAGCCCGGGCCAUUAGCGACUCUGAGACGCGCUGGCCAACCUAACCUAAUCUGUCUCCACUAAAAGCAUCAGAAAUGCAACCGUGUAUGGUGCUUUUGGGAAUGUGUGUUUCCCAUCACUCCCCAGGAAUGAAUACCAGGCAUACCUGGCAAUCUGAAGUGUCUCUGUCUUUCAGAACACAUCUAGUUGCAUUUUCUCUAGUGUAGGACUCUAGUUCACAUACUUUUAGUGUGUCUUAUGUUAUUCCCCUUUUUGAAGUGAUCACUGACCUGACAUGAUACAGCAGGUGAGCGUUACACAAUGAAGCCCUUGCGAAUACCUAUCCAAUAGUAUUAGAUCAGUGAUGACAUCAACACCGGUAGAAUCAUGGAAAUGCAUGUUUGUAUCAAUACUAUUAGACCUCCUGAAGAAUAUUACUCCAUAACCUUUCUGCUUUCCUUCCAGGUUCUACCGGGGUGACUACCACAUCGACGUGUGUAUAAACGACUACCUGGAUGUUUUCUGUCCCCACUACCUGGUCUCUGUCCCCGAGGAGCGGACAGAGCACUACGUCCUCUACAUGGUCAACUAUGACGGCUACAGCUCCUGUGACCACACUGCCAAGGGCUUCAAACGCUGGGAGUGUAACAGGCCCCACUCCCCCAACGGACCCUUGAAGUUCUCAGAGAAGUUCCAGCUCUUCACCCCCUUCUCUCUGGGUUUUGAGUUCCGCCCCGGCAGAGAGUACUACUACAUCUGUGAGUAAUAGUAAUCUUUAUGGUAAUUUAGCACAUGCUUAUAUUCAAAUAAACGUAAUGUUAACAAAAGCAUUCAGUAUAAAGUAUGGCCCAUGCGGGAAUCAAACCCACAACUCUGCUGGUGCAAGCACCAUGCUGCAACACAUUGCGUUAUCAGGGCCAUGUAUGCAUGAAUACCACUCAUUUACAUAUCAUACAAAAACACUGUUGGUACCACAGUACAAUGAAAUGUGAUACAGGAAUGCUUUGCUUAAAGGCAGAGAGAGUGCUACCCCAGUUUUCCUGCAUGGCAUGGACAUUUAUGAUAUCAGUGAAGAGUUAUUAUGUUGUGAGCUCAGGCUACUAGGGCAAAAUGCAACAUACUUAGAUGAUUCAAGGGUAUGAUGUGAGUCCAAGCAUGGAACUGACUGCGGCGGGAAAAACAAUAGCAAAGUAGAACUUUGUUUUGCAAGUCCUGGCAAAGAGGUUCCAAACCAAACAUUUGCCUGAGGGAAAACAUCUCCAUUCUUGUGGUCUCAGUCUGAAGAGUCUUUGUUACAAACUCACCAGGCUCAACUUUCUACUGCUCGUGAGAAGGCCUCUGGAACACAAGCAUCUGAAGCUCUGUUUUUACAAGUGGAGUCGGAGCCCUACAGGGCAGAGAUCUGAGACUAAAGAAGAGACAGCACCGGGCGGCCUGCUAGGCUACAGUAUGUCUGAUUCCCCUUACAGAGAUGGCUUCAGUUAGUCCUACUCCACAGUAGCCUCGGCCUCAGCCGCACGCCUCACACCGACGUCGUGUGAUUUAGGAGAAAGCUUCCUGACGAAUCGGCAGUCCUUAAAGGUCACAUGAUAUGCUGACCUGCCCAAUCUCCUAGGAUGUUAUUCUACUGGAUUGGAUGGAUUGGAUAAAGGAUGGUGUGGGGCAGGUAAUGGACUUCAGGCUCUCAGGCUCUGUUUAAUGUGCAAAUAGGAGAGCCAAGAUGGAGUCAAAACAGCCAUAAGUAUAUAUUGCCACACUGGCUUUUACAGUGAAAUUGGGGUAGAGAGAAAGAGAAAAAGAGACAGGCCACAUGGCCUAAAGGCCUUUCCCUCCUUGUGGUUGUUUUUCACCCAGAACACGUCACCAGUGAGGAGGAUAAAUCUAACGAAGAGGCGGAUACGUAAUCACACCCCGGGGAACAUACCGAGGUGUACACUAACCUGCUCCAACAUCCUCUCAACUCUUGUCCCUCUAUGUAGUUCCAGAAAAGCUGGAUAUCUCACAGUAAACCAUGUGAUAUCAGUUUCAGUAUCACAUUGCAUGUGUCUGAUCUGUCAAGUAUAACUAAAGAGUUACAUUGUUAGAUGAUACUAGCACAUGUUGUAACACUACUGGACAAUAGAGCUGUGAACUUACAGCAAGUAAGUCAAAUGUUUGGGGGUUGACAUGUGCUGGUGUCAACGACUCAGUGCAGAGGACAGACAGACACCCCUUUGUCCCCCCCUGUGGACAGUUAACCCCCCAGGCGACGAGAGGAGAGGAAUGGGUGCGCUGGGACAUGGGGUGGGUUAAAUCAAAUGGAUGACACCUGCGGUUGGCCCUGGGUCUGUCCGUCCGUCUGGCAGACAGAUGCCUGCAGGAAGCCAUCAGGGGGAUCAGAGGGGGCGGCCUGGGGGGGUCAAAGUUCAGCAUGUCCUGAUGGCUGGAUGUGAACCCGGGCUUCUCCCAGGCUAAGGCUGCAUGUUUUUCUAAAAGAGCCUAUAGGGAAGUGUGAUCCAAAUCUCAGGGGAUAGAAAUCCAAUUUUCUGGGGAGACAGUUGAGAGUCUGUCUCUCCCUGUGUGACUGGGGCUGACUGUCUGCUGUAAAGCUUCAAAAGCCCAGGUCCUGCUCCGUACACAGUCUGAAGAUCUACAUAGAUAAUGAGAUGAACCCUGUUCAAUAGUGUGUUUGUUCCACUGGGUUUUGCUUUGUUCUGACAGAUAAAAACUGAUCACAAGGGAAUCAUCUGAUUCCAUCGUAUUCAUAUCAGAUCUCCAGUUCAUCUCGGGUCUAUACCCAGAGUUAAGUUACACGGCAUCUGAGCACCUAGCUUGUGUCUGGUCAUGUGUGUGUCUGGUGGUGUGUGUUUGUUCGGGAGUGUCUGCAUGUGUAUAGUGUGCGUGCAUGUGUGAGACGUUUAUGGGACGGUGUGUGUUCAUGAGAGGACGUUUUCUGGGUUCGUACUUUAUGUUUAUACUCUAUGAGUGUCUGCAUGAGGUUUACUGCCUUCCAGUCUGUCUACUCUGCCCUGCUAGUCUCCUCCACUGGGAUGCAUGGCAUGACUAACCAGGGAUCCAGUGUCGCAGUGCGUGAGACAUGGUCGUAGAAAACCAGCUCACGGCUGUGUGGUGUAUUGUGGAGCCCAGGCUCUGUCUGUCUGUCUGACUGACUGGGAAUAGAAAGGGAGCUAGUGCAGUCUGGUCUGAGUGCCUGCCACUGUAGGGGUGUGAGGUAAGUUACACGAUACUCGCUGACACAGACAGAAGAGCCAUGAUUGACACCACACUGCCAAUAUAACUCUCUUCAUCAAGUUCUAAAGGCAAUUUUUAUCAUGUUUCAUAGCCAUGCUAAGUGUUUUAAAAUGGGAACCCCAGUCUACAGUCUCUCUCUCUCUCUCUCUCUCUCUCUCUCUCUCUCUCUCUCUCUCUCUCUCUCUCUCUCUCUCUAUCUCUCUAUCUCAAACACACACACACACAGAGAGCAUGAUAGUGCCCUGAGGGGUGGGUGGGGGUUUAUGUCUAGAUUAAGAGCAGCUUGAGACCCCAGGCAGGCCAGGAAAUGACGGGGUCAGAACAUAGUACUCUCUGGGAAGGGGGGGGGGGGGGGGGGGGGGGAGAAGAGAGGCAUUCUAUAGAGGGGAUGAAUACAAGCACGGGUCAGGGUCUGUCAAACUAGCAACAAGAACAAGAUCUCAGUCACAACCUACUUUCAGUAUAGAAGUGUGAUAGGGCUUCAGAACUAUUGCUUCUCAAGACAUCACACAAUAUAAAACACCUGCAGUCUAGUUUGUCACUUUGGUGACUAUGUCCUAGGUGACAUUGUCUUGUUGUUGACAGGUCAGAAGAUGGAGCGGCCUGAAUUGAAGUGACUUGCCACCAUAGGGAUUUUGUGAAGCAGCUGUCAUAUUCCAGUUAGCCAGGGUAGACGUCUGUGUAGCAGGGUUGUGCUACUUUACUGCUAAUAGAACCCAGUGGCAGGUGUUGACAGCCUCUGCAGCCAAUCAAAUCAUUCAUAGCAGAUGGUGAUGUUACUCUGAGCCAAUCAAAUUCUGUGUUGCAGAUGUGGACAAAAUUUGGAGCCAAUAGAAGUUUGAGUAGCAGGUGCAGACAGUUAUUUGAGCCAAUGGAAGUUUGAGUAGCAGAUGCGAAUGUUUCUCGAGAGCCAAUCAAAAUUGAAGGGGGCAGGUGUUUGUGUUAUUUAAAGCUAAUGGAAGUCUAAGUCGCAGAUGUUGCCCUCACUCAAUAGCCAAUAGGAAGAUGUGUUUCAGGUGUUGAUUGACAUUGCUAAUUCGUACAUGUGGGCUACAGUAUGCUAAAUUUAUCACAAGUUGUAUCCUUUGAGAUCCUAUAAAUAAAUUGAAUUUUCACCUUGUUUGGGGUGUGAUAGCGCUCUGUUUGACGUGUGUCUGUACAGAAUAGCUCUCAGUUCUUUGCUGUUAGCAUUGAAGUAUGUAAGCAUUGUUCCUAACAUAUCUGAAAUAUUUUCACAGCUUCCACCAUUGCUGACAAUGGAAGGAGAAGUUGCCUACGACUGAAGGUGUUCGUCAGACCAGCAAGUAAAUGUAUUUCUGAAAGAACAUGCGAUUCUCUAUUCUUUCAAUCUGUGGACUUUUAUUGCAUUAUGUGAAAGUUUUAAAUCAAUCUUGGGCUCGCUGUGAAUGUUCACGUCCCACUCUCUCCUUUUGUUGCAGACAAUUGUGUGAAAACUGUCAGUGUUCACGAUCGGGUCUUUGACGUCAAUGAGAAAGUGGACAAUUCCCUAGAACCAAGAGGUUUGUAUGACUCUAUAAAGUGUGUGUGUGUGUGUGUGUGUGUGUGAGUGUGUCUUUGGGUAUGUGCCUGCCUGCCUGCGCUUGUGUGUGUACCCAGGUAUGAAAAAUUAUAUUUCCUGAUACAGAAUUCCGAAGGGGCUCUUAUUCUCCCAUUCUACCAACGGAAUGGACAAAGCCACUACUCCAUUUCACACGUUCAUGUUUCAGUCGUUGCGCGUGAAUGAUGUCUCUUCUCCAGUGAUUCUUAUCUCCUUCUCCUCUUUCCUCUCCCCUCCAUCUAGAUGACACCAGCCACGAGUCAGCCGAGCCAUCCCGAGGUGACGUCAACUCCGUUGGCCGGGUUCAGACCGCCGGCCUGCUGGUGACCUCCUCCCUGCUUUUCUUGGCGGCCAUCUUGUCUUCAUAGCGCCCAGCCUGAAGGUUUUAGACAGAGCGGAGUGGACCGCCCUGACUGGACCACAGGCCCCCCACAACCCCCAAGGAGCACUUUUUAACAGACAGUCUCUCUCAGUGCAAGGGAGAGGAGAGACUUUUAAGUGGAAGUCCUUUUUAUAAACGUUGCUUUGGGGAGUUAAGAUGCCAAAAGCCUUUUUGACUCUCAUUUUGUCAUUUUACUUUCCUGUGAAUUUUGAUAUUUGAAGGCCAUGGUAUGCCAUUGAAUUUGCCCUCCACCCCCUCUCACACACUAACACAUACACACACAUGCUCUCUCUCUCUCCCUCCUCUGUAGCCACACCAAACAUUUUGCAAGAUUAAACAACGGAACAAAAACAUUUUCCAAACCCCCAAAUGACUUUGAUUGAGAAUAUGAUGAAGUCUUACAGCAAAUUACAAUUGAUAAUUUGAAGAAGGCUUGUGACUGAUCAGAUCAGCCAAUGGCAAUGAGGCCAAGGCAUACUGGCAAAUCAAAUGAGGACAAGGCAUGCUGGCCAAUCAACGGUGAAACAAGGAUCCAAAGCCAUGGUUGUUGCUCGGUGAAAUCCUGUUGUCAAGCGGAGGGGGCUCAGUUAUUUCCUUGCCUUUGAAGAGUCCAUUAGAAGUUCCUCUCAGGUGAUGGGGGUUGGAUUCAAUGACUCAGAAACUGGGGGAGGGCGUUUGAGAUUAACCGGAAAAAUGUUUAGUACUUUGUGUCCUUGUAGGGGAAUUAGUGAUCGAUUAAUGUAUUUUUGAAAUGAAUCAGAUAAUUCAAGUUUAGCAGCCAACAUGGGUGUAUAUUUGCGAGGAGCGUGGGAGUUGAUAUGGUAUUUUAUCAGGCAAAUGUAUUUUCCUAUUUAUUGUUGAGUCCAUGUGCUCUUUCCCUUUUCUGAUGCCUGUCCUGGUUCAGUCACUGUAACUACAGCAGAGAGAAGCCCAAAACAUCCCACCACUAAAAAGCAUCAGUCUCUCUUUUUGUUUAGGACAGAUAUACUAAUAUUUCAUUACUCAUACACAUUAAAUAUCUGGGCUUGGACUCAAAAUAUAAUAUAAUUGGAUUGUUUUUAUCAAGCAGAGUUCAGGGAAGAGGACAGAAAGUCGGAUGUUGUAUCAGGGUGUAGGAAUGUGAGUUAUAACUGCGAUCUUCUCUGUAACAGUAAACACUAACUAUAUGCUAACAACUCAGCCCAUAUUACGAUCCACUACUUCUUUUGCAAACAUUGUCAUAACCUUUACCAAACUACAAUUAUGUACAUAAACACAAAGUACAGGGAUGACAGCAUUCUGUAACUAAUACGAUUCGUUUCAAUUAUGUUUUUAGUAAUAUUCUUGGGUUCUUCCCCAAGCAAACAGCACACACUUUCAUUGAUAUUGAUAGGUUAGCGACCAUGCAGUGAUGAUCAACCCACACGUCCCCACAGUUCUCCUAAGGUUGUGGUAACGUUGUGGACAUAAGGUUCCUCUAUAGCAGCUGCAGCUCUGGUAUGAUUUAGCCGUGUCUUUGAUGUUGUGUAGAGCGGCGCCCAUGCAGACCACAUGCUGGGGGGCCAUGCGCUGGUUAUUUCUGGAAUGAAAAAAAAAUGACCACCAGGAGAGAGAGAGAGAGAGAGAAGAGAGAGAGAGAGAGAGAGAGAGGGAGAGAGAGAGAAGAGGAGAGAGAGAGAGAGAGAGAGAGAGAGAGAGAGAGAGAGAGAGAGAGAGAGAGAGAGAGAGAGAGAAGAGAGAGAGAGAGAGAGAGGGGUGUCCUGUUCAGCCCAGAGGUAACUUUACCACCAGAGGACCGGCGUGAGUGAUGAGGUGAGAGAGAGGCCCAGCUGAGAUCAAUAGAAAUUGGCUUCUCAAACACAGCAACACAAGGUAAAUAUUUCCCUCAGUCCCUUCACUCUCUUAUACACAGUCUAUUUAGUGUACUGACACUCACUCACCUCCUUUGUAAAGGUCGAAUGGACUAUCAGUGAGAAAUACAUUUAGCCUCUGCAGGCUGUCAUUGUGGGAUUCAGUUUGACCAAAUCUGUAGAUACGAAAAGUAAAAAUUCAUUGUCACUGACAUUCACUUCAGUCAACAUUGGGAAAUAAGGAUCAGCUUGUCUCAUGGAUACUGUGUAUCCAGCCGGAGUCUAAUAUAAAGUACAGUGUUAGAGCAGUGGUUCUCACACUUUUUUGAAGGACAACCAGAGUUAAGGGAGACAUUGGUGUUAUUGAGAAAAAAGGAAAUGUUUGAUAUAAAAAAAACUGUUGAUUUAAUUUUUAAAUGUCUUUUUGUAUGAGAAACAUGAUCAAUGUUACAGUCUGUAUCUGUAAAUUCUAAAUCCACGUGCAGUUAGCAUUUUGUGUAAGCUUCUCAAACAUGAACUCUGCAGUAUGUGUGUGUGUAUGUGGAGGUUGAAUUGCCCAAGUUAAGGGCUCUGCUAUUGGAAGUGCACUAUAUCCAUCCAUGCCCAUCCCAAGAACCAGACCACGCUCCUAUCGCCCUCCUCUUUUGACCAGACCUUUACUUAGUAGUAUUUUCAUCUUGAAUGUGGUUUAGGUGCCCAAUGUUUCGAGUUCUUGUACAUGCUUAGUUUGUCUGUGGUCUCUCCUAAUCUUCACUCCAAUGGUUUCAGAGGAAGCUUCAGUAGUCAGUAGCACCAUGUUGUUGUAUCUGAAUUCAGGAGAUGGAAUGUCAAUUUUUUUGUAACGCUUGUUGAGUGCUGAUUUUCUGUGCAUUUCACAAUGUCCGAAUCAGUUAACUGUAAUUUUAUAUUCAAACGUUGAUGUACAGUAUUAGAUGCAGUUUUGUUACAGGGUGAACAGUGAGUCUGAUAGGAGGAGCUCUUCACCUGAAUUUGGUACCUGUUACUGUAGCCAUUUAGCCUGAACCCGAUGUCACUGUGCCCUCCUAUGUACCCUGUCCUCUGUAUCUGUCUCUGUCCCCUGGCCUCUGUCCCUGUCUUCUGUCCUCUGGCCUCUGUCCCUGUCUUCUGUCCUCUGGCCUCUGUCCCUGUCUUCUGUCCCCCGGCCUCUUUGUCUCUGGCCUCUGUCCCUGUCUUCUGUCCCCUGGCCUCUUGUCUCUGGCCUCUGUCCAUGUCCUCUGUUCCCUGUCCUCUGCCCCCUGUCUCUUGGCCUCUGUCCCUGUCCAUGUACUCUGUCCCUGGCUUCUGUCCUUGUCCUCUUGUCCCAGCCCUAUUGUCCUCACUUCCCCAGACUGUUGUAACUCCUUUCUUGCUUCCUGGUCCUUAUCGCUUCACCAGAAUUUUCUGCAAAUGUAUUUCAUACGAAGGCCAUUAUUUGUAAAUACACAUGUUGGAGCAGCUAUGACUAACAAAAAAAAAAAAGAUUUAAUAAAAGUUAUUUGUCAUUGUCUCUCAAUUUUGUAAUGUCUUUUCAUUUUUAUGUAAAUUGAAUCACAGCUGCUUUGUCUAAUGGAUGGAAAAUUAAAUAGAGCCAAGCUUUUGUUCAUUGCUCUUUGACAAAAAUUGAAGAGAACUGUCAAUAAGCAGUACGUGUUAGGCAUCCAAAGUUGUUUAAUUACACGCCCUACUACUGAACAGCUGUCAUUCUAUUAUCUGAAGUUGAGUCACAACUUCAAACAAUCAUACUUGAACCUGCAAUGUGUUGAGUGAUUUCUUAGGAUCUCUGCCAAAAACUACUAGGCUUCUCUCUCAUGAUCCUUGUUUUCUCUGUGUGUCUAUCCCUCUCUCUCUCUCUCUCUCCUCUCUCUCUACUCUCUCUCUCUCUCUCUCUCUCUCUCUCUCUCUCUCUCUCUCUCUCUCUCUCUCUCUCUCUCUCUCUCUCUCUCUCUCUCUCUCUCUCUCUCUCUCUCUCUCUCUCCCCCCCUCUCUUUCUAAUGAGAGCAGACAGUGAUUUUGACACUGAAGCCCUUUGCCAAACAGCAGUGUUGUUCAUAUGCUGAUAUAUCUGCCAAUUACAAUGUAAGCGAGAGCUUUAGAGGCCUUAUCAGACAUUUAGGUUACAAUCUCACAGAGACUCUGGGAACCAAACACAACUAAAGGUCAAGAACAGAGUUCUCAACCAAGAGAGAAUCAUUAUAACGAUCAUGUGUUUUAUCUUCAACAACAAGACAGAAUUGGUGGAGAAAAAGCGCUGGUCUCAUUCAAGGCAGAUGAUCUGUGAAUCUGCUUGCAUUCUUUGACCUUCCUUCCUCUCCUUAUCCAGUGACACCUAA
This is a messenger RNA of Coregonus sp. 'balchen', 12748 nucleotides long. The record is from the annotation of a GenBank genome assembly. NCBI's taxonomy places the organism in Eukaryota, Metazoa, Chordata, Actinopteri, Salmoniformes, Salmonidae.